AUGACAUAUUGUCUGGACGUCGAGAUGUUCAUAAGUGAAGUGGAAAAGUACCCUGAGAUAUGGGACCUAAACAGCGAGGACAACAGGCACAGGAACAGGAAGCAGCGCGCGUGGGGGCAGGUAGCGCAAGUGUUUAUCGCGGAUUUCGACGAGAUGACCGAAAAUGAAAAGUUAGAAGUUUACAGAAAGCUUCAUAGUAAAUGGCGCAAUAUACGGGACUCUUACGUUCGCGAUCUUAAGAGGAAGGACAGCAAAAAGGCCUACAUGUACGCCAAACACUUGACCUUCUUAGACAACCUGUACAAGACCAAUAAUCAUUCCGGCAGUGAGGACUCACGCGAGUGGAAUGACGAAGAUACAACGAAACUAAAGAAGCUUGCAGGGAAAAGAAGACGGUUUGAUAUACUAAAUGAAUCCAAUGUUUGGACUAGCGAUGGUGAGGAAGAAGUACCUUCAACUAUAGACAAUCUUAAACGUCGAAGGGUUAAAGAGAGUAAAGCAGAAAAAAUAGAAUUUGUCGACGCUCCAUACACCGACACAAGUUGUAGCUACACCGUAGAAGAUGAAGAUAGAUCAUUCUUCGAAUCCCUCUUGCCUGCAGUAAGAGAAUUCAAUGUGGACCAAAAGUUAGAAUUUCGCAGCGAAGUUAUAAACCUGAUUAAGGAUUUUAGAAAAAACGGAAGCAAAUUCAAAAUAGAUCUUUCAUAG
Molecule: messenger RNA, 708 nt
Organism: Parnassius apollo (apollo)
Lineage: Eukaryota; Metazoa; Arthropoda; Insecta; Lepidoptera; Papilionidae
Source: the annotation of a GenBank genome assembly